AUGGGUGUGAGUCUGGUUGUCCAGGAUGGGCGUGUACUGACGCUAGACCCCGUGCCGUUUGGGACGUUAGGAGGUAUGAAUGGGGCUGGUUUCAAGCAUGAAUAUGGACUGACAAUAGACUGCGUGCCGUCCGGGGUGUUAGGCGGAUGUGCGUAUAGGGCUGGUGUCAAGAAUGCAUGUGCACUGACAACUGACUAUGCGCUGUUUGGUAUUUUAGGAUUGGGUGCGUAUGGAGCUGGUAUCGAGGAUAGAUAUGCACUAACAACAGACUCCGUGCUGUUCGAGAUGUUAGGAGGUAUGAAUGGGGUUGUUAUCAAGGACAGAUAUGCACUCACAAUAGACUGCGUGCCGUUUGGGAUGUUAGGCGGUGCGUACGAGGUUGGUGCCAAAGAUGAAUGCGUACUGAGGGUAGACUGUGUCGCUUGGAAUAUUAGGCGAGACUCCGUGUUACUCUGGAUGUUAGGCGGUGUGUAUGGGCCUAGUUUCGAGGAUGGAUAUACCGAGAACGGACUUGCGCUGACGACAGGCUGCGUGCGAUUCGGUAUUUCAGAAGGGUGUGCGUCUGGGACUGGUGUUGAGAAUGGAUGUGCCCUGACGACAGACUCCGUGCCGUUUGUUACCUCAGUGGGUGCGUAUGGGGCUGGUUUCGAGGACGGAUACGCACUAACAGCAGACUCCGUGCCGGUUGGUAUUUUAGAUUGUGCGUAUGGAGCUGGGAUGGAGGAUGGAGAUAUACUGACGACUUUCUGCGUGCCGUUCGGUAUCUUAGGAGGUGCGCAUGAGGCUGGUGCUGAGGAGAUAUAUGCAUAUCAGAACAUUUGUCAUUCGGUCGAUUUGCUAGACAUUGGCACGAUAACUCUCAUCAUGCAAGAGUAG
This is a messenger RNA of Rhizoctonia solani, 876 nucleotides long. RefSeq lists its product as uncharacterized. Bases 1 to 876 code for a protein of 291 amino acids. The transcript is spliced from 5 exons. The record is from RefSeq and is a predicted model, not a curated record. NCBI's taxonomy places the organism in Eukaryota, Fungi, Basidiomycota, Agaricomycetes, Cantharellales, Ceratobasidiaceae.